AUGUUUUACGAGACUCUGCUCAAAGCACCCAACCGGUUCGAGUCCCCCACUGAGCCUGUCCCUACUUUGCUCGCUCUCCUCCUCCAACAACCCCGGACGGAUAAGGGCCAUAAGGCCAUCCACUGGCGACUCGACGAAGUGAUGACCCAGUUCAUCCAGGCCCUGAUUACGGAAUACCACGUUGAAUCAUCCCAAGAUCUGUACUCCUGCGUUGUCGCCCGGCUCGAUCACUUCGUGGAUACCAAGGGCAACUUUCCCCGCGAGUACAUCGUCGCCCACGUCGCUCUACCCCUGCCUGCCACCUCUAGUAAACCGCUCGCUCCGCGCACCAUCGGCUUCCUCAAGUUCGAGCGCUGCUGGAGGAGCUACCACCCCGUCGACUUCUACCAACCCCUCGAAUUCACAAACAACCGAUACCAGUGGCUCACCGCGGACGACUCCCUCGGCGUCUACGAUACAAACUACCGCCCGUGGACCUCGCGCCGCCGCACCCUCCUCCGCUCCAGCCGCGCCCUGGCAGUCCCGCUCGCGCGCGCACUCGCCGCGGCGUGCGCGCUGCGCCGCGCCCACCCUGACUGCAUCGAGAACACGUACGCGCACGCGUGGUUCGCCCGCGGCUUGUGGGAGCGGCUCGUGGACUCCGACGCAGCGGACGGCCCUGGAAUCCAGCCCGACGCCCGCUCGGAAGAUUCAGGUUGCUCCAAGUGGGGAUUGCUGAGGCGCUGUGUGCCCCGCAAGACCCCCACGGCGUUUUUGGAGGUUUUGAAAGAGAAGGAGGUGGAGGAGUGCCGGGCGGUUGAGGACAGGGUUCUGCGCGAGCUCGAAGCAGGCCGGGCGGAGUUGGCAGUGCGUUUGUCCGGCAAGGCCGUGCGUGGCGAGUUUCGUACCACCUCGGACCUUCGGGAGGCGUUAGACAGAGGAGUGUGGGCAGGGGCACGGGGCGAUCUCGACUGGAGGUCGCAGAGUCAUCAACGAGGGAGGUUCGAAUUCUAG
Epithele typhae is the source of this 993-nucleotide messenger RNA. RefSeq lists its product as uncharacterized. Bases 1 to 993 code for a protein of 330 amino acids. The transcript has a single exon. The record is from RefSeq and is a predicted model, not a curated record. NCBI's taxonomy places the organism in Eukaryota, Fungi, Basidiomycota, Agaricomycetes, Polyporales, Epitheliaceae.